This is a messenger RNA of Physcomitrium patens, 6849 nucleotides long. Its product is annotated as 1-phosphatidylinositol-3-phosphate 5-kinase FAB1B. NCBI's taxonomy places the organism in Eukaryota, Viridiplantae, Streptophyta, Bryopsida, Funariales, Funariaceae. Gene Ontology annotation, biological process: phosphatidylinositol phosphate biosynthetic process. The record is from RefSeq and is a predicted model, not a curated record. Gene Ontology annotation, molecular function: 1-phosphatidylinositol-3-phosphate 5-kinase activity; metal ion binding; ATP binding. Gene Ontology annotation, cellular component: endosome membrane.
GCCCGCUUCUAGCUGGCUUGCUGUCUCUGUGUCGUUGUUGUUGUGUGCUGCUGCUGAAGCUUGUUGCCAUCGUCUCACUUGCUCGGGUUCCGGGGCCCGCGCCUCCUCCUCCCCGUUCUCGCUGCGGGGGCUACGCGAGUCCUUCGUCGUUGCUGAAUUCUGCAUCUGCAGAUCUUCGUUUCGUGUGCCGUGAUUCAAUAUAUUUUGCAUCUGGCGUUUCUGCAGUGUGGCUUGCUCUUUUUCUGUCUGAUUCGGGUUGACUCUCUGAGGCCUUGGGAGUGAGGAGAGAGAGAGAGAGGGAGAGACUGUUGCUCAUUGAGACUGAUCGUCGACUCGAUCUCGAGCUGAGGUUUCGUGGAGGCUUUGGCGGAAUAGUUGUGCUUAGGUGGUUUGGAGGGGAUUUAGCGUCAGCAUUUGCCGAAGACUGUGCAAGAGUUCUUGGGUUCUCAUCUACUAUGUUCAUGUUCCGCUUACAAGGAGUGUGAAAGUUUUGGUUGAAGCGUUCAAAACGUUGGGAAAGUGGCUUGUGAUUAGGGUUGAGUUUGUUGCGGGGCAUUUCGCUGUUGCGGGCACGCAGAAAGGAGUUGGAAAAUGUAGCGUUGGUCCAAGCUUAAUAACUUCGUAUUCAUCGUAUCGGAGCUGGCACUUGCUGCGUAGAUCUUGGAGAGUAACUGUGGUUGUAUUUCGAAUCGCUUUUUUUCUUUUUUAGGCUUUAGGGGAGGCUACACACAUCUGUGUAUGAAGAUGACGUGGUCUUAUUUAUAUAUAGAUAGAAGGAAAAUUGGUGGACCAGAAUAAGUCACCUAUCCCGGUAUUGGAUCACUAUGAAGAAUUAUAGAGAAGUUUUUGCAGUUCUCGAUUUCUCAAGGCAUUAGGGUUGUGGAUUAUGCCUUCGCACAAGCGUUAUCAAGGAAUGCGGGCCUUCUGGCAUGGCUGAUGGAAGAAGCAGCCCAUGCAUUGGCAGAUAUUGUAGAACGGGUGACCUCGUGGAUCCCUCGCCUUGGCAGCAGGGAGGAUGAGGCUACAGUCAUGUCUCGAGAUUUUUGGAUGCCCGAUCGAAGCUGUCGCAUGUGCUAUGAAUGCGAUUCUCAGUUCACAAUCUUUAAUCGGCGACAUCACUGUCGAAUUUGCGGCCGCGUCUUUUGUGGAAGAUGUACCCUCAAUACCAUCCCGGCCUCUUUCAGCCCUCGCAGUGGCCACGACGAAAACGAGCGAGUCCGUGUAUGCAACUUUUGUUUCAAGCUCCGGAGUGAGCAAGAAUAUACCGAUCGCGUCAUUCUUGCUGUGGACUCGCCAACAAGUCAAACUUUGAGUCCGUCGGAGCCAGGGUACAAUUUCAACACGGCAUCAGGCUCAACUAGCAAGACACCUUCUGGGAAUCAUGAUACCUACUCUCCCAGACCUCUCCCUUCACCCGAUGGCAAUAUUGCGGAAUUAGAGGCUCCUGUGGAUGGGAACCCUGCUUGUGCAUUAUGCAUGAACACUCAACCUGUUAGUACUGUGUGUCUUCAUGGGCAAUCAAGGGAUCAAGCUUCAAGUCUCUAUGAGUUUUGCAGGAGUGAUGACGAGGAGGAUCAAGGUCAGAAGACUGAAAGAGAUCUUUAUGAUGAGGAUGAUAGCGUUCUGGACCUGGACUACGCGGAUGGGCGUGGGAAAUUGCAAACCUCUAACGAUGGUUCUCAUAAUGUGGGAGGAAUUCCUGUGAUGGUCGAUAAAGUCCGCGGUAGCAGGGAUGUCGAUGGGGAGACUUCUGUAAUGUGGAGAAGUGCUCAAUCGUGUGAUGAUAUUGAGAGCCUUGAUGGGAUUCUCAAUGAACCCCCUAUGUACGAGGAAGAGCCUCUUGUGUCACCUGUUCCAAAUGAGAUUGACCAUCCAAGUUUUGAUUACGAGAGUAACGGGGUUAUCUGGGUUCCGCCGCCUCCCGAAGAUGUUGAUGAAACUGAAAUGAGCUUGGUCGAUGAGGAUGACGAUGAUGUUGAGUGGGUGCCGCGAAUGCCUGGGAGUGUCAGCAGCAGUGAGAAUAGGAGCAAGGCAGCAAUGCGGGCCAUAGUUGAUGGUCAUUUCAGAGCCCUUGUUGCCCAGCUUCUUAUUGCAGAAGAUGUGCGGUUUAGAGGAGGCCCAAGCAGCUGGUUGGAAAUUGUAAGUACGUUGUCGUUACAAGCUGCCAGUCUUGUUAAACCGGAUACAAGUAAAGGAGGUGGAAUGGAUCCAGGUGGCUAUGUGAAGGUCAAAUGUAUAGCCUCUGGACGGCGCGAAGAUAGCACGGUCGUAAAGGGUAUUGUAUGUCAUAAAAAUGUGCAAAAUCGACGCAUGCAAUCUCGUUUCAAGAACCCUCGUCUUCUUUUACUGGGUGGGGCUUUGGAGUAUCACCGUGUUUCUAAUCAACUUUCAUCUCUUGAUACUUUGCUACAACAGGAGAGGGAUCAUCUCAGCAUGACUGUUGCCCGUAUUGAAGCCCACCACCCUCAUGUUCUCUUGGUGGAGAAAACGGUGUCAAGAUAUGCGCAGGACAAGUUGUUGGAGAAAGAAAUUUCAGUUGUUUUGAAUGUCAAGAGGCCACUUUUGGACCGCAUUUCUCGGUGUACUGGAGCUCAGAUAGUUGCUUCUCCAGAAUAUCUUAUGGCGCCUACUCAUGGUCAAUGUGAACUGUUUCACAUUGAAAAAUUUGUAGAGGAGCAUGACUAUAAAGGUCAGGGAGGUAGACCAGGUCCAAAGUAUCUUAUGUUUUUUGAAGGAUGCCCAAGACCUUUGGGUUGCACAGUUCUUCUACGAGGCGCAACUACAGAAGAACUGAAGAGUGUGAAGAAGGUAGUGCAGUUUGCUGUAUUUGCUGCUUAUCAUCUGGCAUUAGAGACGUCGUUCUUGGCGGACGAGGGUGCUACAUUACCUGAACUUUCACUUUCAUCUCCAGUGAGCUCGGUUCAAGGCACACAACGGGGAUCGGAUAGACCAGUUUCCUCCAUGUCGAGCAUCACCGGCCGCCCAUUGUCUGGACAUCCUCUUGCACCUAACACUCAAUCUCAUCAGCAAGGCAAGAAGUCCCAAUCGUCAUUACCAACUAAAGCUUCGAUAGGAGAUGUUCCAGAUGCCCUCUCCAAUCCUGCUUUGGGUGGUGUAGAGAAUAAACCCGAAAUGUACAAUUUUCCUGUUUCUCAGGCAGUUUCAGGUACCAGACCAUCAUUUUAUAUUAAUAUGGAGCCUCAUCCGGGAUCCAAGAAUGUGAAACAGAACACGUCUGAUACAUCAUGGGACAAAAGAGCAGUCAUGCAGCUCUCUUCCGCUGGAGACCUGCGCCAACAAGACCUACCGUCUGAGCUGGAGAAUACGAAGGAUGUUAAUGAAAGUUCUACCGCUCAGGGGACUGUGACGAAGGAUGACUUCCCUCCACCAUUGGCAGAUCAUCAGAGUAUCUUGGUCUCUCUAUCAAGUCGAUGCUUGCGCAAAGGAAGCGUUUGUGAGCGUCCCCACUUAAAGCGUAUCAAGUACUACGGAAGCUCUGAUAAACCUCUUGGAAAGUUCUUAAAGGAUUCUCUUUUCAAUGUGAGCAGCAGUUGUGGUUCUUGCGAGGAGCCGCUGGAUUCGCAUGUUCAUUGCUAUACACAUCGCCAAGGGAGUUUGACUAUUUCUGUGCAACGACUAAGGGAUACUGAGCUGCCAGGGGAGAAAGAUGGGAGGAUAUGGAUGUGGCAUCGAUGUCUUCGUUGUCCACGAACAGAUGGUGUUCCUCCAGCAACUAGAAGGCUUGUAAUGUCAGAUGCAGCUUGGGGCCUUUCUUUUGGCAAGUUUUUGGAACUUAGUUUCUCAAACCAUGCUGCGGCCAGCCGUGCUGCAGCUUGUGGCCACUCUUUGCAUAGAGAUUGUCUCAGAUUUUAUGGGUGUGGCAGCUUUGUGGCUUGCUUUAAAUAUGCGACUAUCAACCUCCACUCUGUGGCUGUUCCUCCUCCGCAGCUAGAAUUUCACAAUCCUAAGCAGCAGGGCUGGCUACUUAAUGAAGCAAAUGAGGUCGCAAAUAAAUCAGAUCUAGUAUUUGCAGAGAUUUUUAAUGCCAUAGGUGUUCUUGGGGAAAAGAUAGCAAGCUCGAAGUUCUUGUACUCCAGUGCCAAGCUCUCUGAAGCUAGGCGGCAGCUUGUGGAGUUGGAAAGCUUGUUGCAGAAAGAGAAAGCGGAGGUUGAGACACUAUUACACAUGGCUGCACCGUUGUCUGCCCCGCUGGUGGCAGACAUUCUAGCUCUUAAUAAGAUCAGACAUCACCUAGCAGAAACUUCUGCUGCCUGGGAAGAAUGUCUUUCUAAACUCUCCAGCUCUCUGAAUGUGCGACCGCAGAUGAGGAACUCUGAUCCAGGUUUUCUUGAUUCAACAUUGUUGCUUUCUAAAAUUGGCAAUACUUCAUUCGGAAGGUUCAGGGAUCUAGAGGUUAACUCUACAGCGAAGGAAGAGCCAAUAUCGAGUUCAAACUCAGAUAUGGGAUAUCGAAAAGAGCAAGAGCAAUCUGACAAUUCCACCGGAGGAAAAGUAGAACAGAUAGCUCACAAGCAGCAGAAUGUGGAAGAUACUUCGGAGGCCAGCGUUGAGUCUGCUAGUACUGGUGAAGAAAUGUUCAGGCUUUUUACCCCUUCGGUGGCCGCUGACGCUCUUGAUGCUCAAUCUACAAUAACCUCCGUCUCUGGUGUUCACCCGUUAUUGCUUGAUGAGCUUGAUGAAAGUUCGGGAACAGAUUAUGUGAGCUCAAUAGGUCUCUCCAAACAAUUUUCAACUCCAUUUUCUUUUCCUGGUGUCCUCGAAGACUUGGCAAGUGCAGAAAGCGGGGAACCACUCCAAGAGGGUUUCAGGAUAGGCAGCACUCCAAGAGUUUUGGCAAGCCUCAACUGUCCAGAUGAAGUAGAUUCAAGUUUGGUUUGUUCAUUACCUGAGGGCUUUAGCCCUGCCACUACAGAUUCUGAAAACCUCGAAGGGGUCUGGCCAGAAAGUUCCAGCAGCGUGGAUGUCUCUAAUAUGCAGGGAAGCGUAGGUCUUCACAAAGUCAUAUCUGCUCCUGGAAAGAUGGAGAGUGUUGGCAAUGAAUUCUCGAAAGAGAUGUCUUUGAUAGGCAGCGGAGAUAUUCUUUUGCAAGACAAAGAAUUGGUCGAGAAAAGUGACGCGACCUUGCAACCAAACGUUCCAACAUCCCCAUUAAGGUCUAGCUUCAAGAACAAAGAGUUACCUGAGGAAUUUGCAGGUGUUGGUGCUGGAUCAUUGUCUAAUCUGUACAGCAAAAACGUGUAUAGCCAUCCCGGAUCAACUCAGAGUAGUAUUGCAGGAUCUCCACCAAGGGCAAUCCCAUCAACACCUAUGAUUGUUUCUCUUACGGGACAUCUCUAUGUAUCUGGUGCAGCACGGCUCUCUCUUCCACACGGUGUCAAUAACACUGCAAUUAGUGUCCAUGAUGAUGAACCAACAAGCAUCAUUGCAUAUGCGCUUCUCACCCCAAAAUACCAUGCAGAGCUUGGAGAAGCGGUUGCAGAGAAUGACAAAGAAAAACCCAAAGAAAAGUUUCGAGAAAAUGAGGAGAACGAGACUGGAGACUUCGCAGGUAUGAUAGACUCAAUCCAUCAAAUGGAGGAGUCCACCGCGAGCAUCGACGUAGAAAAUGAUAUGAUUCUCAAAGAGAAGCUUCUGAGAAGCGCUUCUGUGGAAGUACUGGCACCAAGCAAGAAGAGAGAUGUCAAGGUGGCGUUCACAGACUCUAAAGAAAGCGGGAAAGUUGAGUUCCGUGUCACUUGCUAUUAUGCAAAACAAUUUGAUGAGCUUAGGAAAAAGUGCUGUGGAGGAGAUAUGGAUUAUAUACGCUCAAUGAGCAGAUGCAAGAAGUGGGGAGCUCACGGAGGGAAAAGCAAUGUGUUUUUUGCUAAGACCAUGGAUGAUCGAUUUGUUGUGAAACAAGUGACGAGCACUGAGAAAAUAUCUUUCUUGGGCUUCGCUCCACAAUACUUCAAUUAUCUCACCGAGUCUCUCAACUCUGGGAGUCCUACAUGUCUUGCGAAGAUUGUCGGACUGUACAGGGUGUCAGUGAGGCAACCCAAAGGAAAUAAAGAGCUCGACUUACUUGUAAUGGAGAAUCUUCUCUAUGCACGCAAUGUGAGCCGCCUCUAUGAUCUGAAAGGAUCUGUGCGAUCAAGAUAUAAUUCCGACCUCACAGGAAACAACAAGGUGCUGCUGGAUGAAAACUUGUUGGAGAUGAUGCCAACUUCUCCAAUUUUUGUCAGCAACAAAGCUAAGCGUUUGCUUGAAAGGGCUGUUUGGAAUGACACAGCUUUCCUUGCGGGAGUACACGUAAUGGAUUAUUCUCUGCUUGUUGGUGUGGAUGAAGAGCGACAAGAGUUAGUACUAGGUAUAAUUGAUUUUAUUCGCCAAUAUACGUGGGAUAAACAUCUGGAGACCUGGGUGAAAGCAUCUGGUAUACUUGGUGGUCCUAAAAAUGCAGCACCAACUGUAAUCUCACCAUUACAGUACAAGAAGAGAUUCCGUAAGGCAAUGUCGACUUACUUCGUCAUGGUGCCUGAUCAGUGGAGCCCUAGUCCUUCACUGAUGGGACAUGCCCGGACUAGCGAGUUGGCUUUGUCAAAUGAUGGGACAAAGUAAUAGAGCAGACGUUGCUUGGGAAAUAGUGACGAGGACGGUGGCUGUUUCACCUUGCCUUCUUUAGCAUCUGUAAUUUACCUUUUCUAAAGAGUCAUCUAAGAUAGCACUGGCUCUCACCUUGCAACAUGAUUCUUUACUUCCGGCUCACAUUUGAAACUUACGGGUCGUCGUUCUCCUGUUUUUUUUCUUUUUCUUUUUUUUAACAUAAACUUUCGAACUCAUAUGUUGGUA